This is a messenger RNA of Callithrix jacchus (white-tufted-ear marmoset), 549 nucleotides long. NCBI's taxonomy places the organism in Eukaryota, Metazoa, Chordata, Mammalia, Primates, Cebidae. The record is from RefSeq and is a predicted model, not a curated record.
AUGCCUUGCAAGGCAAAGGGCUUGCAAUGUUAUGGAAGGACUGACAGUAGCCCUACACGGCCACAGCUUCAGACCCUGGGACAGGUGGCACGAAGUGACCGCGGUUGUAGUGUUCUCUGCUCCUCUCUGAGCUUCGCAGUGCUGCCCAAGGAAGACAAGAAGAAGAAAGACAAAGAUCCAGUGAACAAAUCCGGGGGCAAGGCCAAAAAGAAGAAGUGGUCCAAAGGCAAAGUUCGGGACAAGCUCAAUAACUUAGUCUUGUUUGACAAAGCUACCUAUGACAAACUCUGUAAGGAAGUUCCCAACUAUAAACUUAUAACUCCAGCUGUGGUCUCUGAGAGAUUGAAGAUUCGAGGCUCCCUUGCCAGGGCAGCCCUUCAGGAGCUCCUUAGUAAAGGGCUUAUCAAACUGGUUUCAAAGCACAGAGCUCAAGUAAUUUACACCAGAAAUACCAAGGGUGGAGAUGCUCCAGCUGCUGGUGAAGACGCAUGAAUAGGUCGAACCAACUGUACAUUUGGAAAAAUAAAACUUUAUUAAAUAAAAAAAAAU